Messenger RNA from Magnolia sinica, 1806 nucleotides. RefSeq names its product protein DEFECTIVE IN MERISTEM SILENCING 3-like. Bases 194 to 1531 code for a protein of 445 amino acids. The record is from RefSeq and is a predicted model, not a curated record. Lineage: Eukaryota; Viridiplantae; Streptophyta; Magnoliopsida; Magnoliales; Magnoliaceae. The transcript is spliced from 8 exons.
UUGCUGAAAAGAUUUCUCUGUUGGAUGGUCGAAGCUAGUUUUGGGCAGUGGCAAUUGAAGGCUGACACAGCUUGGUGGGCCAUUUUGAUCAAUCUGGUUGGGGCCCGUAUGUAUGAUGUUUGGUAGGACCACUGAACGCUUAGAGAUUGAAGAGGGGUAAAAUGGAAUUUGUUGUUUAAAUGGUGUACUUGAAAUGAAUGAUACAAUAGCGUCAUGGGUUUGCACUAGGAAGGCGAAGAAAGGAGACCAUUCAUGUAAAGCUUCCGAUGGUGGCAUUUUCUCACAUAAAGGUGUAAUCUAUUCCAAAAUCAUGAGCCAAAGCCUACCCAUUGAAGUGGCCAGUGUAAAGGCAACCAACAAGAUGCAGGACGACACACUUAAUAAGGCAGACACAAUUGUGGGCCAUUCCAAGAUGCUUCAAGACGAUCUGCAAAAGUUGGGAUUAAAGAUCAAGCAUCAUGAGGACAACCUGAAAUUUCUGAAGACUCAAACAAACAACUUAGAUGAAUCCAUUUUUGAUAUGCAAGUUAGUCUUGGAAAGUACCACUCAUCUACUGUAGCUGACACUGGAAGUCAGAAUCUUAACCAUGUACACACCGAGCAGAACACUAUCGAACAGAUAUUACGGCAGGAGAAAACAGCAGCUGGCAUAUUGUGCCAGCUGAAAACUCGUCAUGGAGCCCAAGCAUCAAAUCUGCCGCUGACGAAGGAUGUGUUGGGUAUAGUAGCUACUCUCGGCAAAGUAAAUGAUGAUAAUCAUAGCAGGUUUUUCUCUGAAUAUCUAGGAUUGGAAAGUAUGUUGGCAGUUGUAUGCAAGACGUAUGAAGGUGUUAAAGCUCUUGAACUGUAUGAUCAAGCAGGUCGGAUUGAUAAGAGUGUCGGACUUCAUGGGCUAGGCCAGUCCAUUGGAAGGCCCAUGGACGGCCGUUUUCGGGUCAUUUGUCUUGAAGAUUUAAUACCUUAUGCUGGCAAGUUUGUAGCCGAGGACCCACAAAAGAAACUCGCUUUACUGAAACCAAGAUUACCAAGUGGGGAGUGUCCCUCCGGCUUUCUAGGGUUUGCUGUUAAUAUGAUCCAUGUGGACAAUACUAACCUAUCUUGUCUCACUCCCAGUGGGCAUGGCCUUAGGGAGACUCUGUUUUAUUAUCUCUUCUCCCACCUACAAGUAUAUAGAACCAGAGUUGAUAUGCAACUUGCUCUCCCAUGUAUAAGUGAUGGUGCCAUCUCUUUAGAUGGCGGAAUGAUGAAAGGUUCUGGUGUCUUUGACCUUGGCAACUGGAAAGACGUGGAAGUGAGGUUUCCAAUUACCUUAGGAAAUUCAAAUCUACCAGGGGACAUUGGUGAAACUGCAGAAAGGAUCAAGCUUAUGAAAUGGGAGAAGGAAAGAAUAGACGAAGACAUAAAAAGGGAAGAGACAUUAUUAAACCAUGCAAAAAACAGCUUUGACUUGAAAAGGCAAGAGUUUGUGAAGUUCCUUGGUGAGACCUCGCCAUACGUGACUCAGAACGAAGUCAAGGCUGAAAGAAAAUAGAAACAUGCAGAGACGAACCUAUGGCAUGAGCUUUUGCACAGAUGAUUGCUACAACCCAAAGUAAACUGCGACAUUGGCUGUUUAUAUUGCGUGCAGGUUGUCCAAAGGGGUUAUUCUCAUGGAGUAUGUUUCCCUGCACCAUCACCCGUGUUGUUACAUUAUUUUUCUUUUAAAAUCGUGUACCUCAACCAGUGUUGUUACAUUAUUUUGCUUUUUAAAUCGUUUAUAUCAACCAAUGCUGUCACCAACUCACCUUUAAGAGGUUUUUCUUGUCA